Messenger RNA from Linum tenue, 1296 nucleotides. The record is from the annotation of a GenBank genome assembly. Lineage: Eukaryota; Viridiplantae; Streptophyta; Magnoliopsida; Malpighiales; Linaceae.
GCCUGGUUUGGGCGUGUGGCGCUCUCCCCACCGCUGCCAACACAGAAACCUUUAUCCCCUCCAGGCUCCAGCCCGCCAUUUGUAUCCACAAACUCCUCUCCUUACCUUACUACAACUUACACCAUCAUCUCUGAAUCACGCCCAAUUCCUCCACUCCCUCAGCCCCUGCUGAGAUUUUAGCAUCCACUCCCUCCAUGGCGGCGGCAGCAGCAUCGUCAUCGGCCGUGGUCGCUGGCGCCCCCUCUUCCUACUCCAGGCCCCGUUGCUACCCUAUCCAGACCACAGUAGCCGCUCAAAACCAGAAAACCCAAUUCCAAGGGCUGUCCAUACAAGACGCCAAGAGGCAGCAAUCCUCGUCAGCCAUCUUCAUUAGUAGCAAUACUGUCGACAAGAAGCAGGCGAGGAGAGGGCUGGAGAUCAAUGCCAAAACUGCAGGGGCGUCAAAGUCGAUUGAAGUCGAAGUAGACAAGCCACUCGGCCUCACCCUGGGCCAGAAGUCCGGCGGUGGCGUUGUCAUCACGGCCGUGGAAGGGGGUGGGAACGCAGCAAAAGCAGGGCUAAAAGCUGGAGACCAAGUGCUGUACACAAGCAGCUUCUUUGGGGAUGAGCUCUGGCCAGCUGAUAAGCUUGGCUUCACUAAAACUGCUAUCCAAGCUAAGCCUGACUCGGUGUACUUCGUCGUUAACAGAGGUGCAGCAGUGGACGUCAAGAGACUGCCAAAGCGACCGGCACCUCCCCGCUUUGGGAGGAAGUUGACUGAUACUCAGAAGGCUAGAGCUACCCACAUUUGUCUCGACUGCGGUUACAUAUAUACAUUGUCCAAAUCUUUUGAUGAGCAGCAGCCGGAAGGGUACGUGUGCCCGCAGUGUCUGGCACCCAAGAAGAGGUUUGCUCGAUACGAUGUCAGCACCGGGAAAGCAAUCGGAGGUGGGUUGCCGCCAAUCGGUGUGAUCAUUGGGCUGGUGGCUGGUCUUGGUGCAGUCGGUGCACUACUUGUCUAUGGUCUUCAAUGAUGAGAAGCUGCACCUGCUGCUGCCUGCUAUGUGCGUGCUCAAACAUGUAGUCUAGUCAGACAUUGCACAAGUGCAUCUAUCAUCAUUGUCACAAAAUAUAAGUGAUUCUGAAAGUUGUUGAAUCAUCUUUUGGCUGUCAUAUCAUGAGAAGUGAAAGUGUUCCACCAUUGUAAACAAACUGCUAAACAUGCUUAUAAUGAUCUUCUGCUUUGCAAUCUGUAGUCAAAAUUUCGAUGACCAUACUCCACAAGCAAACAACUUCUAAAUCCCUCAAAUAGAUGGC